Molecule: messenger RNA, 1606 nt
Organism: Austrofundulus limnaeus
Lineage: Eukaryota; Metazoa; Chordata; Actinopteri; Cyprinodontiformes; Rivulidae
Gene: slc19a3b
Product: solute carrier family 19 member 3b
Exons: 8
Coding region: 84-1517 (477 amino acids)
Biological process (GO): transmembrane transport; vitamin transport
Cellular component (GO): plasma membrane
Molecular function (GO): vitamin transmembrane transporter activity
Source: RefSeq, a predicted model, not a curated record
UUUAACUUGCGAACAAACUACAAUAAACUCCUACUUAAACAUAAAUGAAAGACAAACUGUGAAAGUUUUGCCAGGGUUGAAACAUGGGCUGCUGGGCCAAGCUGAGGCCAUCUGGAUGGGCUUAUCCAACCACAAUCUUGUGUCUCUAUGGCUUUUUUGCUAACUGCCGAGUAGCAGAGCCCUUCCUCACACCUUAUUUAAUUGGACCACACAAGAACAUCUCUGAAGAGGUGGUAACCAAUUAUCUGUUUCCCAUCUGGACGUACUCCUACCUGGCCUUCCUUUUCCCUGUUUUCCUCUUGACCGACUUCCUCAGAUACAAGCCCGUCAUUAUGGUGCAGGGCCUUUUUCUGGUCACCAACUAUAUCCUGCUCUGCUUUGCCCCUGGUCUGUCUGCAAUGAUCUUCCUUCAGAUAAACUAUUCAGUAGUGACUUCCACAGAGGUGGCCUACUUCUCUUACAUUUACAGUGUGAUUCCACUUGAAAAAUACCAAAGGGCUACAGGUUACCUGCGCAGUGCCAUGCUGACUGGAUAUACAUUUGGUGCCAGCCUAGGUCAAAUGCUCGUCUCCCUUGCAGGAGUGGACUACUUCUACAUCAAUACUAUAACUCUGGGGUUUAUGAGCGUAGCUUUUCUCAUCUCGUUCUUGUUGCCCAUGCCCAAAAGAAGCAUGUUCUUCAAGGUGGAAAAGGCUGCAGGCUCACACAAGGAGGAAUGGCUCAGGAGCAACGAGGAUCCAGUGAUGGAUGCGAGUGCAGCAGGCCCAGAGGAGGAGAAGAUGCAGCGCGAUGGCAGUGCUGCAUGGUUCAGCAAAAAAAAUCUGACUGCUGCAGGACAUUUGCUUUGGGGGAGUUUGAGGGAGUCAUACUCUUCACGACAUUUAGUCUACUGGUCCUUGUGGUGGGCUCUGGCUACAGCUGGCUAUACGCAGAUCUUUAACUACAUUCAGCUUAUGUGGGACCAUAUAGAGCCAUCUGCAACAUCAUCCAUCUACAACGGAGGAGUUGAGGCUGUUUGCUCGGUUGUUGGUGCUGUGGCAGCUUUUUCUGUGGGCUUCAUCAAGGUGUCCUGGGCCGUGUGGGGAGAGCUGGCGUUGGGGCUGUUCUCGGCCGUGGCGUCAGGCGCAGUGUUCCUGAUGGCGUUCACCAGCAGCAUCUGGGCGUGCUACGCUGCAUAUGUGAUAUUCAAAUCCUGCUACAUGUUUCUCAUCACCAUCACAAUUUUUCAGAUCGCAUCUAACCUCUCCAUGGAAUGUUACGCUUUAACAUUUGGGAUCAACACUUUCAUAGCCCUCUCACUGCAGACCAUCGUUACAUUCAUUGUAGUGGAUGAAGCUGCUCUGGGACUGGAUAUUGUGACACAAUUCCUCGUAUAUGGAAGUUACUACGCUGCCAUCUCACUUCUCUUUCUGAUACGAGGAACCUACACCGCCUGUGUUCAACAGUGCCGUCCUGAUACGUCAGAGCCCAAACAACCAGGGACUGGUGGAGAGGUGAUCUCUGCUGAACGUUUCUGACAAGCAUCAAUAAAAAUAAUCAUGCAUAAACAAGCAUUACUGGCUUUUAAUUACUGAUUUACCUGUGCAUAAUUUUGUAACUCAUCUUA